This is a messenger RNA of Linum trigynum, 2542 nucleotides long. The record is from the annotation of a GenBank genome assembly. NCBI's taxonomy places the organism in Eukaryota, Viridiplantae, Streptophyta, Magnoliopsida, Malpighiales, Linaceae.
UGUGCGGCACUGAUGGGAUCCAUGGUUGCAAUUCUUCGUAUGAACCCGAGAAUCAAGAUUAAAUAUGUGGCGAGAAAGUUCAACUCUCGAGUAGAUUGGGUUGCUCGUUUGAUGGCGCGCUCAACGCUCCCUCCCUGACAACUGGAUGAAUAUUCUUGAUUUAAUUUCUGAUUUAUUUGAUUACUGUUGUAAUUGCUGAUAGGAACCACUGUUAAGCAUCAAACCCUAAUUUUGGGGGUGUCUUACCCGGGAGACAGAGACACCAGCAGGGCGCUCCCUACCUGGAGUUUUUACUUCUUCAAUUCUUCUCCUCCGUAUCAGUCUCCUCCCUUCGACAUUUGAACUCGACUCCCUUCAGCGGAAAAGGUUGGCUUUUUUCAUCUGGGUCUUGCCACGGUUACCUUCUCUUGCGCUUCCCGAUCGCCAGCUGAUAGAUUUUACCGGCAACCUCCGUCUUCUGUUAUUCGCUCUAAGCAGCUAGCGCUGCUGCUGUCUCCAUCGACAAGUCUGUUUCUCGAGGUAAUUCUCACAACCAGCAACGCAGCGAUUAUUUGAUAUUCAUUUCAGUUGGUUCGUCAAUCCGCUUCUUGAAUAAAGCUAUAUGCUUCCCUGCUCUUCUCUUCGUACUAUUAGGGUUUUAGAUUUGUGUAUGAUGUAGUGCUCUAGCUCGGAAUCAAAUUGCUGGGAAAUCGAGAUUUUUCUUUCAUGUUUUUUUUCUUCUUUUUGUUUCAAUUCAAUUUUACUCUUUGUUGGAAUUUGAAAUCCUGUUCGUCUUGGGUUGCUUCUUAUCAGUAAGUUUUCUUCGUUUUUUCCUCAACAGUUGCAAGUAGAGUGAAGGCUCUCGAUUGUUACUUCAAGAAUGGCGUUGGUGGUAAUUUGUGGGCAGCCAUGUAGUGGGAAGUCGACAGCUGCUACUAACUUGGCCGAAGCACUAAAACAAUUCGAAUCCUCCUCCAAAUUCAAUGUCAAUACCAUUGACGAAGCCUCCUUCCACCUGGACCGCAAUCAAAACUAUGCCAACAUGCCAGCUGAGAAAAACUUGAGAGGAGUUCUUAGGUCUCAAGUCGACAGAUCCGUAUCAAAGGACAAAAUAGUCAUCGUCGAUUCAUUAAACAGCAUCAAGGGCUAUCGUUACGAGCUAUGGUGCUUGGCUCGUGCCACUGGGAUAAGAUACUGCGUGGUGUUCUGCAAUGCAGAGGAAACCCAAUGCCGGGAAUGGAACCAACAGCGCAGGAUCAAGGGAGAAGCUGCUUAUGAUGAAGCCAUCUUCGACGACUUGGCAAGAAGGUUCGAGAGGCCAGAUCAAAAGAACCGGUGGGACUCUCCAUUGUUCGAGCUGUCGCCACUGAGCAACGGAAUCGAGUCAUAUUCUGAUGUUAUUUCAGAUGCUGUUUAUUACCUGACGAAAGAAGUGGAUUCCAAGACUCGGGAUGUAAGGAUCUUGCAGCCAACUAUAGCUACACAGAGUGCAAAGUUCUCUGAAGCGAACUCUCUGUACGAGUUGGACAGGGCCACACAAGAAGUGAUCAGUGUGAUUGUUGAGGCACAGUCUCGAGCGGCUGGUGGGCCUCUGAAUGGGAUCUCGAUUGGGCAGGGGCUGCCGAAUCUAGAUGUUUCGAGAUCUGUGGGGCUCCCUGAGCUUCGGAGGCUUAGGCGAACUUUCAUCAAAUUGACGGGGCAAACGAGCUUGAGUGGACGGCCACCUCCAUCGGAUUCAGAGAGUGCCAAAAGAAUGUUUGUGGAUUACUUGAACAGGGAGCUGGAUACUACUGCUUGAAGGUACUGAAACUCAGAAGAGCUCCCACCAUGUGCUGGAUAUCUGGUGAGUGACGUUUGUUUGUUGGAUGUUUGUGAGGAGGGAAUGGUGGUGGUAAGUAACAAGUCAUUCUAUUCUUCACACUACACGGGGAAGAAAACAUUAUUGCCCACUGGUUUGGGUGGCUGUGGUUUUAGCGGGUCCACUAUGAUGGCCAGUGAGUGUUAGCCUGUCUGGGCUACUUUUAUAUAAUCUGUCACCAACCAGCUUUCACCCGGCUGUUUGUUGCAGAUGUUAAUGACAUUUUGCUUGUCCAGCAUCCUUGUUAAUUGCAGAACUCCCAUUUCUUUAUUAACUGCCAAUCUGGAUUCUUGAUGAUCAGAAUAAAAAAAGCAACCGUUUUUAUCUGGGAACAUGGCAGCAAGCAAGCUAGCACUAUUACUAUGUUCAGUUUUUUCCAUCGAGUCUUCAGUAUUCUUAUCUAAAGAAUUUGCCUAUGAUACUGGAAAUGCAUGGGAGUGAUCCUUGCUGUCAUUAUGCAACUUUUUUCUCAAAUGGAGUAUGAUAUGUUUACGGAUGAACAAUUUCAACCUCACCUAUUGUAUCCGAUCUGUUUGACUUGUUUCGGAAGGAUAGCUUCCCUGAAGAUGAGGCAUAAAUGUGUACAUUCCCCGACGUGAUUCGUUCUAUUCUCGAUAGUUUUUGUCUAAAUUAUAUAUACUCAAUUACUUAUACUUUUACUUUUAUAAUAAUUUAUUUUAGCUAUAAUAAAGUUAUAAAUAGAUA